AUGGAGGAUCCUACGCUGUUUAUUCACUGGUUCUUCAGCUGCUUGUCACUCCUGAUUAUGGGGGUGCGGCUGAUAUGGAGAAAAGUCGCCAAGCAGAAGUUUGUACUUGGUGAUUACCUCACAAUGGGUGCCAUCUUGUGCUGUGCUGUGAGACUGGCGCUUAUCCAUGUUGUUCUCACCUGGGGAACAAAUAAUAUUAAACCGAGUCUUCGAGAGAAGAUGGUUUUUACUGAUGAGAUCAUUUAUCGACGGGAGAUUGGGAGUAAAUUCGCCAUUACGAAUCGAGUCUUUUACAAUUCAUUCCUUUGGUUACAGAAGCUUGUGCUUCUCGAUGUUUACCGACGAUUACUCCUCAACUUACGAUAUCAGAAGACGGUUAUGUAUUCUUUUCUUCUUGUCUUCUUCGGUACUUACGUCGCUGUCCAAGUCACGACUUUCAGCGAGUGCGUACCUUUUCAUUUGUACUGGCAGGUUGUUCCAGAUCCUGGAACCUGCUCAAAGGCCCAACUGCAACUCAUCGUGGUUGGUGUUCUCAACAUCGUCACCGACGUGAUGCUUCUCGCCGUCCCUAUUCCGUUAUUCUUUUCGCUCAAGACAUCCUGGAAGCGCAAACUCAAGCUUUACGUACUCUUCACUCUCGGCAUCUUCAUUGUCGCUAUCACCGUCAUCCGAUUGCCGAUCAACGCCAUGAACAAAGACAGCCAGGUCAAUCGCACGACAUGGGCCAGCACCGAGCUUCUCACUGCGACAAUCGUCGUCAACGCACCGACGGCACUGGAUAUGUUUAUUCUCAUUCGCAAUCCAACGGAACUGGGAUGAGGAGUAGGAAAAAUACGAGAGCAACUGGUACGCUUGGCGAUGAUCCUACUACGGAGACUUUUGCUCUUGGUACUGUGCGUCACAGUCGGCAGCCUUCUGAAGGUAUUCUACGCACUCAAGAGAUUACUGUCACAGAAUAUAUCGACUCUCGGAAGAAUUCUAAGGGCACAGGGUCACGGACGGAUGAAACGGAGGUUGCGUCGAAUUCAAGUCAACUGAGCAUCCUACGGGAUCAGAAAUAGUUCGUCUGCGUUGUAGUAAUAUGUUCCGUUCU
This is a messenger RNA of Fusarium oxysporum Fo47, 1093 nucleotides long. RefSeq lists its product as uncharacterized. The transcript is spliced from 3 exons. The coding region runs from base 1 to 819 and encodes 272 amino acids. The record is from RefSeq and is a predicted model, not a curated record. NCBI's taxonomy places the organism in Eukaryota, Fungi, Ascomycota, Sordariomycetes, Hypocreales, Nectriaceae.